This is a messenger RNA of Tetrahymena thermophila SB210, 1173 nucleotides long. RefSeq names its product kinase domain protein. Gene Ontology annotation, molecular function: small GTPase binding; GTPase activator activity. Lineage: Eukaryota; Ciliophora; Oligohymenophorea; Hymenostomatida; Tetrahymenidae. Gene Ontology annotation, cellular component: nucleus; cytosol; perinuclear region of cytoplasm. The transcript has 14 exons. Gene Ontology annotation, biological process: activation of GTPase activity; nucleocytoplasmic transport. The record is from RefSeq and is a predicted model, not a curated record.
AUGAUUUAAUAGAAAAUUAUUUAUAAUUCACUUAAAGAAUUUUAAGAGUCUAAUCUAUCUGAUCAUACUAGCAUAUCCUUAUAACUUAAUUACAAUAAUCUUUAAGACUAAGAAGCUGCUAUUUUAGGCGAUGCAAUCAAAAAAUGUGUCAAUCUAAUAUCUAUUGCACUUUCUCUCAACUAUAAUAGUAUUCAGGAUUAAGGUUUGUUAGUUUUAGGAUAAGCUUUUGCUAAUUGUCAAAAUCUGCAAGAUUUAACAUUAGUUAUGAGCAACAAUUUAUUUGGAGAGUAAGGAAUUUCAAAUCUAGGUUAAGGUUUAGUUAAAUGCAAAAAUCUUAUUAGUUUCACCUUGAUUAUAGGAUCUAAUAGGAUUGGAUCACAAGGAGCUCAAAAUUUAGGUGAGUUUUUAAGUCAAUGCCAAAACAUCAAAAAUUUAACUUUGAAUCUUUACUAUAAUGAUAUCGGAUCAAAAGGAGCUUCAUAUUUAGGUUCAUAAUUUGGUAAAUGCUAAAAUCUAAAUAAUCUUACUCUCAAUAUUUAAGCCAAUAAAAUAUGCAACGAAGGAAUAAAUGGUAUUGCUUAAGGGCUAUCUAAAUGUCAUAAUCUCUAAAGUGUUAAUCUUAACUUUUUGGCAAAUAAUAUAAUAGGAAAAGGAGCGUCUAUUAUUUGUGCUUCUUUAGAAAAUUGCAUUUAGCUAUCAACCUUAAUUCUUGAUUUUUAAUUGAAUGACAUAAGUGAUUAGGGUUCUAUUGAGCUAGGAAAUACUAUUCAAAAAUUAAAAAAUCUUUAAACACUGGCACUCAAUUUAGGGUAGAAUAAUAUAGGACCAAGCGGAGCAUAAAAAUUAGGUCAAGGUUUAGCAAAUUGCAAAAAUAUUUAAAACCUCAGUCUUAAUUUAGGAGCUAACAAAAUAGAUAAUGAAGGUGCGUUAGGUAUGGUAAAGGAUUUAUCAGCUUGCAAUACUAUUUUGAGCUUAGUUCUUGUCCUUUAUAAAACUUAGAUUACAGAUGAGAUAAUGGCAAAUUUGGCUUGUUCAUUAGCAACCUUAUAAAAACUUUAUAAUUUAUCAAUCAAACUUGAGACUAAUGAUAUUAGUUAUAGAGAAAAAUAACGAUUUUCUAGAAAAAUUUAAAAACUUAAAAGAAUUGUGAAGAAGUUCAUCUUGUUUGACUGA